Molecule: messenger RNA, 291 nt
Organism: Pneumocystis jirovecii RU7
Lineage: Eukaryota; Fungi; Ascomycota; Pneumocystomycetes; Pneumocystales; Pneumocystaceae
Exons: 3
Coding region: 1-291 (96 amino acids)
Molecular function (GO): acylphosphatase activity
Source: RefSeq, a predicted model, not a curated record
AUGAGUAUAAUACGUAUUCAUUUUGAGGUAUGGGGGCACGUUCAAGGUGUAUAUUUUCGAAAUUAUAUAGUUGAGAAAGCAAAUUCAUUGUCAAUUGUCGGAUGGUGUAGAAAUACAUCAAGUGGUUCGGUUGAAAUAGAAGCAGAGGGAACGAAACAUAAUUUAGAUGCAUUUAAGGAAUGGUUGCAAUAUGAGGGCAGUCCCCUUAGCCGUGUAGAUAACUUAAUAGCGAAAGAAAUUAGUGUUAAGAAUAAUGAAAAGUGUAUGACUCGUCUUAAAACUUUAAAAUAA